Molecule: messenger RNA, 1068 nt
Organism: Striga asiatica
Lineage: Eukaryota; Viridiplantae; Streptophyta; Magnoliopsida; Lamiales; Orobanchaceae
Source: the annotation of a GenBank genome assembly
AUGUCGAAAUCCCGUGAGCCCGAGAAGCCCGUCUCCUCUGAAACCUUUUCUGGCGAGGAGGAAACCGACGAUUCCUCGUCUGAGGAAAUCGAAUCUGAGCCAGAACCGAUCCGCAGGUCUUCCCCACCGCCGGCGGCCGCCAGGAAACCCCAUACCCCGUCUGGCACAAAGCCCGCCCCACCCGACGAGGAUUCUGGAUCCGAAUCCGAAUCCGAAUCCGACAAGAAGUCCAGAAAGAAUUCCACGAGAAAGAGGGCAGUCGAGGAGGUUAAGGGGACGGAGCCCACGGUUACCAAGAAGUCGAAGAACAGCAAGGAGGCUGAGCCAGAGGCAUCAGAGAAGAAACAGUUGUUCCAGAGGAUAUGGAGCGAGUCCGACGAGAUCCGCCUCCUCAACGGAAUUAUGCAGUUUAGGGCCGAGAAGAAAUCCGACCCGCAUGAUAAUAUGGACGCCUUUCUUGCCUUCAUCAAGAAGGAUUUGCACAUUGACGUGACGAAAACCCAGAUGAGGAAAAAGAUUUCUAGGAUGAAAGAAAAGUACACAAACAACAAGCGCAAGGAGCAGGAAGGUAAAGGAAGAGCCUUUACGAGCCAGCAUGAGCAGGAAGCCUAUGAUCUGUCGGAGAAAGUGUGGGGGGCUGAGAAAGAAAACAGGGUCGAAAAAGCCAAUGGCAGUGGGCCUAAGAAAGAAAACAGGGUCGAAAAAGCCAAUGGCAGCAGGGCUGAGAAAGAAAACAUGGUCGAAAAAGCCAAUGGCAGUAUGGCUGAGAAAGAAAAUGGGUUUGAAAAAGCCAAUGGAAGUGAAUCAGACCCCAAUAAUAUUAAGGAUUCAAUGGCUAGUGAGAGGAGGUUUGUGCAGACGAAGGCAAGGUUGUUGAGUGGUUUAGACGAGAAUCUUCCAGCUGUUGGGGACCUCAAGCUCGAGGAGGGGGAAAUGGGGGUUAAGGAGUACGAAGAAGCAUGGAAGAAGCUCGAGAAUGAAGAGAUGGAGGUCAAUGUGAGGUAUUUUGAGGUCAUGACUCAACACUCAAAGCUUCUUCUGCAGAUCAUGAAGUCCCGGAGCCAUUGA